Gongylonema pulchrum is the source of this 207-nucleotide messenger RNA. The record is from the annotation of a GenBank genome assembly. NCBI's taxonomy places the organism in Eukaryota, Metazoa, Nematoda, Chromadorea, Rhabditida, Gongylonematidae.
AUGGGAGAAGCAACUGUGGCCGUAGCAAAAACGCCAUUAGGCGAUCUGGAAUACAAAGCAGCAGCAAAAACUAGCCCAAGCACACCUUCCAUUUCGGCGUCCUCACUAACAUUCUCAAAUCCUAAUUUUACCCUUGAAGACGAAGAGAACGAGGACCAGCUCUGGCCGCAGAAAACAACAGCUGAGCAAGCAGCAAAAUUCCACUGA